This is a messenger RNA of Mytilus trossulus (common blue mussel), 2356 nucleotides long. RefSeq names its product fibropellin-1-like. The coding region runs from base 92 to 2218 and encodes 708 amino acids. Gene Ontology annotation, molecular function: calcium ion binding. NCBI's taxonomy places the organism in Eukaryota, Metazoa, Mollusca, Bivalvia, Mytilida, Mytilidae. The transcript is spliced from 9 exons. The record is from RefSeq and is a predicted model, not a curated record.
UCCACUUAGCGAAUACGUCCAUGUGCCAGCAAGAUAUAUAGCGCCUAUUCCUGCUAACUCCAUUCUAAAAGACAACACAAGUCCGGACCGAAUGAGUGUCAAUCUAUGUGCUGCAAAGUGUACCUUAUUAUUCCGGAGUGGAAAUUUUCCAUGCUACGCCUUUGAAUACACACCCGGUAGUAAUAUGUGUAUUUAUACCAAUAUUACAACGUUAAUGCUAAAUGCUGGUUAUCUCAGCUUGAAACAGAACGAAGCAGUUCAUUACUACGAGAGACCAAAAGGUAGUUUCAAGAAUCUGUUUCAUGAACAACCUAAUACCGCACUGAAGGACCAAGGAAGCUAUUUCGAUAUUAAAAGAAAUGUAACUGUAGAACAAUGUGCUCAUAUGUGUCUUCUUAGUGCGCAGACCGGAUGUCUAUCAUUUUCCUAUAGCAAACAACUGACAGCAUGCGGCCUUAGCAACAUGUACCAUAGCAACAAUGCAAAAUCGUCUGCUCCAAUAAUGGCAACACCUUUGUACGAUCACUACCAGUUUUUUACUUCCUGGCCUUGUAAUGCAAUUUUACCAAUGAACUACACUCCUACGGCCAUAGCUUCUGUUAGAUUUCCGUACCAAGCUGUCCGAAAUAUACAGUGUAACUUAAAGUUGGAAGCUCCACCUGGACACAAAAUUGAGAUAACUUUUUCCACGGUAUAUUUUGGUAAAGACGUUUGUUCUCACAAUGGGGAUGGUAUUACACUGCAUGAUGGUGAAACAGUGGCAGCUCCCGUGAUUGGUCGUUUCUGUGAGAGAACCGGAAGUGCUUUAAAAAUAAGAAAAUCUACAGCUAACUCGCUCUUCGUUACAUACAAAACUGGAUCCGUCCCAAUGGCAUUCAAAGCCGUAUACCAAUUUGUGAACCCGUGUGAAAAUCACAAAUGUCAAAAUGGUGCAAUAUGUAAUGUGACAAACAGGUCAUAUGUCUGUCAUUGUCCACAUGGUUGGUCUGGAAGAUUCUGCGAGGCAAACAUUGACGACUGCGUAAAUGAACCUUGUCUUUUUGGAGGAAGUUGCGUCGACGAAUUAAAUGGCUACCAUUGUCAGUGUUCAAACGAAUUUUCCGGAAAUCGAUGUGAAAAGUUCCUUGGAAAGUGCGCAGAAAAUCCAUGUGUACAUGGCGUUUGCCACGUGACCUCUCGAUAUAAUUACACAUGCAAAUGCGAGAAAGAUUAUAUUGGGAAAAACUGUGAUCAUAAACAGCAAUAUUGUAGUCCGAAUCCUUGUGUGCAUGGUUCUUGUUUGGAAACGUUUGGGUAUUAUUUGUGCCAAUGCAAAAACGGUUACACAGGUCAAAAUUGUAACAUUCCCGAAAACCCAUGCAAAUAUCGCCCAUGUGCAAAUGGCGUUUGUUCAUCAGUUAACGCAAUUUAUCACUGCGCAUGCACAAAAGGAUUUUCCGGCAGGAAUUGCGAUAUUAUUGAUAAAUGUGCCAAUGUGAAUUGUCCACAUGGUAAAUGUAUUAAUCUGAAUAAUACGCUGAAAUGCGAAUGCGAAUAUGGAUUCACCGGAAGUAGGUGUGAUGUCUUGAUAAAUCAGUGUGCAAAUGUCAACUGUUUUCAUGGAAAAUGCAUCACCAAUAACAAUACAUACUCAUGUGAAUGCAAAGAAGGAUGGACAGGUCCCACUUGUGAAACUGAUAUAGCUAUUGAUCCAUGCGAUAAAGCGCAGUGUGGAAUUGGCAUAUGUGAGGCUCUUCAUGGUAGCCGAAUGGAGUACCGUUGUCUGUGUCCAAAUGGUUACCAUGGGAAAAACUGUCAGUCACGUGGUGUUACCAAUGCAGACAAGUUCCACACUAAGUCCAGACCUUGUGAUCAAGUGCAAUGUUUUAACAGUGGCAAAUGUAAAGAUUUAAAUGGAAAGGCCAUAUGCAGUUGUAAGGCUCCCUUUAGUGGAACUUUCUGUGAACGGAAAUUAAAAGAUUGUAGCUUUCUCCCGUGUCUCGCAAAUGCAACGUGUGUGGAUACAAGGUUGGGACAUGUGUGUAUUUGCCCAACUGGAAUUGUCGGUCAAGUUUGUGACAGAGUAAUGUCUCCUUGCAUUAGUAACCCAUGUAAAACUGGUAUCUGUCAAGAAUCCAACAAUGCAUACGGAUAUAGAUGUGUUUUGUACACGUUGACAGGCCAUAAUAAUGUCACAAUUACUUCAGUAAUUAUACCACCUAACAAUAUUUUAGAUUAGAAAAACAUGUCAUAACACUUCAAGAUCGGAAAGAGCAAAACGACAAUCCCUAGACUCUUCGAUCGGAUAAACAAGUGUCAGAAAAAGCGAGGAUAAAAUAAAUAUGUAUUAUAUCAAACUAUGAAUAUGAUAUUGAAU